Messenger RNA from Tripterygium wilfordii, 1802 nucleotides. RefSeq names its product SUN domain-containing protein 1-like. Bases 151 to 1518 code for a protein of 455 amino acids. Gene Ontology annotation, molecular function: protein-membrane adaptor activity. The transcript has 2 exons. Lineage: Eukaryota; Viridiplantae; Streptophyta; Magnoliopsida; Celastrales; Celastraceae. The record is from RefSeq and is a predicted model, not a curated record. Gene Ontology annotation, cellular component: nuclear envelope. Gene Ontology annotation, biological process: nuclear envelope organization.
GCGCUAUUAUUUUAAUUAAAAAACUCUCCUCUCCUGCAUUUUCAAAUCUAUUCAUCUCUCCUCUCUAUUGGCUUUCAUUUCCUUACAAAUUCAUCAAUUUCGAUUCACAAAUAUAGGGUUUCGAAAUCCAAGUGCCUUUACUCGGGACCUAUGUCCGCAUCGACGGUGUCGAUCACGGCGAAUACAGCGGCUCGGCGGAGACCGGUUGUUGUCGGCGAGAAGAAGUCCAAUCUAGAACUCUUCCCCAACGAGGCACAAGUAAAUGGAGGCGGCGGUCACGACAGGGUUGCCGCAGUCACUGCUGCCAAUAGCAAAGAUCUGAGCCACCACUCAAUCAGAGGCGAGCCCGUCGCGCAGGUGAAAAAGUCUCUGCCUAAUUCUACCGUAUCACCGCGCCGAACUCGCAAGGUCGCCAUUGCGAGGCCUGAUAAACCGUUGUGGCUGAGGGUAGUGAGUGUGUUCACCAAGAAUUUCGUUCUAUUUUUGAUACUUGUCGGAUUGGUGCAGUUGGUUAGGAAACUGGCCUUUAAAUCUGAGGAUCCUGUGUCGGGGACGCAGAUGGGAUUAUCUGAACUAGAAGGGAGAAUUACGGAAGUAGAGAGGACAAUGAAGACCACAUCGAGAAUGCUUCAGGGGCAAGUGGAGAUUGUCGACAAGAAGAUCGAGAAUGAAGUUGGAGGACUGAGAAGGGAAGUAAACGAGAAGAUUGAGGACAAUGGUAUAUCUUUUGAAAGUGAGUUGAAGAAACUUGCGGCGAAGAGUGAAGUAAUGGAGGGGUUAUUGAGAGAAUUGAACUUGGCUGAUUGGUUAUCGAAGGAAGAGUUUGAGCAGUUUAUUGAGGAGUCGAGGAAAGGGAAGGUCGGUGAUGAAAAUAGUGUAAGUCUGGAUGAUUUGAGGGCUUAUACAAGGGAUUUGGUUGUUAAAGAGAUUGAGAAGCACGCGGCAGAUGGGCUUGGGUUGGUCGACUAUGCACUGGCCUCUGGUGGGGCGACGGUUGUUAAGCACUCGGAAGCUAUUCUGGAUGGGAGUCGAGGAAAUUGGUUAACAUUGCUUAAUAGAAAUUCUGUUCACAAGGAUGCAGAGAAGAUGCUGAAACCAAGUUUUGGUGAGCCAGGGCAGUGUUUUCCGUUGAAAGGAAGUAGCGGGUUCGUUCAGAUUAGGCUGCGAAGUGCUAUUGUACCUGAGGCGGUCACAUUGGAACAUGUUGCAAAGAAUGUUGCAUACGACAGAUCAAGCGCACCAAAAGACUGCCGGGUGUCUGGGUGGCUGCACGGUGCUGGUCUUAGUACAGCAGAGGGUGCUGAGAAGAUGUUUCUAUUGACAGAAUUUACAUACGACUUGGAGAAGAGCAAUGCUCAGACCUUCAACAUAUUGGACUCAGCAGCCUCUGGUAUGAUUGACACGGUCAGAUUCGAGUUCACAUCUAACCAUGGUCACGACAGUUUUACUUGCAUCUAUCGCUUGAGGAUGCAUGGUCAUGAGCCUGAAUCAGUUUCCAUGAUACCCGCGCUGGCAUGAUAGAGCGUAUGAAAAUAUGCACUGCACUUGUAAUUGUGUAUGCUUUUAUUUAUUCUUCGCUUAGCUACCCCCCUCUGUUGCUUAAUAGCUUUGUAGUUGCUAGAUGCAGAGUCUAUCUGUACCCGUGUGAUUAGAGAUCUACUUACUCAACAUGUGAGAUUUUUCUUCACGAUCACUAAGCUCCUCCUUUUUUUAGAUUGAUUUCAUUGUAUUUGAUUGGUGUAAAUGAAUUUGGACCCAGUAGCCCACAAAAUUCAAUUAUUAUUGAGACUUGAAUUUGGGUA